AUUCAGAUGCUCAAACCUUAGCAACUUCACAAAGGUCGGCGUUGCUGCUCAGCCUAAUUCCUUUUGCAGGUCUUGAAGCUUGCAGGUCGAGAACUGUAGCAUAGCUGGCCAAGAGCCACAGCUACGCCUGCCGUGGCCAUAAAGAUGUCAGAUGCAAAAUGGCUUUCUGGCAGUUCUGCAAGGGAUGGUCUUCGGGACUUGCUCAGUGGAAUGGUUUCUGGCUUUGUGUGCAAGAUCGUGGAGUACCCUGCGGACACCAUCAAGGUGCUCGAGCAGACUGGCGGCAACCGCUUCAGCGGACCAAUAGAUUGCUUCUUUAAGACAGUUACGGAAUCUGGAGCUCUUUCACUAUAUCGUGGGCUUACUGCACCUUUGUUGGGUUCUAUGGCAGAGUGCGCAAGUCUAUUUACCUCUUAUGGCUAUGCGAAGAAAGUGCUGGGAGUCAACGAAGAGGCAGCGACUCCUAGCAAUCCAGUCCCAUUUUGGAAGCUGGUGGUCUCAGGUGCCGGAAGCGGUUUUGCCUCAAGCUGUGUUCUCACGCCUGUUGAGUUGGUCAAAUGCAGACUUCAGGCCCAGUUGAAUUGCCCAAGUGGAAGCACAGAUUACAAGGGCCCAAUCGAUUGCAUUGUGCGGACAGUGCGGGAAGAAGGAGUGACCGGCCUUUGGAGAGGCAAUCUGAGCACCUUGGCACGUGAAGUUCCAGGCAAUAUGGCUUGGUUUGGUGUCUACGAGGCUGGGAUGCGGUUUGUUCAACAAGCUCGGGGAGAUGAGAGGAAAAAGGAUGUCCCGCUCUACUGGUCUGCGUUGUCCGGAUCUGCAGCUGGGGUUGCCUACUGGGCGCUUCCGUUUCCCGCAGACACAGUCAAAUCCAAGAUUCAGACCGAUAGUCGAUUCCAAGGCGAAUCAUUCGUUUCUGUCUUCAAGACAGUUGUGAAAGAGGAAGGUGUGGCUGGUCUCUACCGAGGCUGUCCUAUCACUUGCCUCCGCGCGAUACCAUCUCAUGCUUUGGUCUUCUACUUUUAUGAGGCGGCCGACCGCUUCCUGCUUCGAUUCUGAGCAAAUAUGCAAGAGAGCCAAAGUGCUUCGAUUUGUCUUUGCUCGGAGGGCCGAAAA
Cladocopium goreaui is the source of this 1113-nucleotide messenger RNA. Lineage: Eukaryota; Dinophyceae; Suessiales; Symbiodiniaceae. The record is from the annotation of a GenBank genome assembly.